CAUACCGUCAGUUGCCGACUUUAUCCGUGGAUAACUCGACAACUCAACUAUUAUACGUUGAGUGGUGAGUGCAGUCUCACAGGAUUCGCGCGGCUUUGCCUUGACUCGCGACUCGUAUCGCGAUCACUAGCCUCAGUCGCGUUUUGCGCGUCGACGUGCAAGUGUGUUCUGUUUUUUCCGUACGCUUCUAUACUUUUUAUCAAAGCCGCUUACUUUUCAUUAUCUUAUAUUGAAGAUAAAAAUUAAUAAAUUAAGUGCAUGCAGUUGUAAUAAAAAUUUUUCUUCUUUAUCUCAAAUGUAUUCCUCCAUAAUUAUAUUCACGUACUUGAAUGGUAUCAAGAUUUUCGUGUUAAAACUUUUGUACAACACUAGACACUUUACAAAGCUCUCAGUAAUACUGUCAAAGGACAUUCGGUUGAAUAAGUUUGUCAACUUAUAAGAAGUUAUAAAGUGCCGCAUCAUAGGUAAUUCAGAAAAUUUAACAAAGUUUCAAUGGAAUUAAAAUGCUUCAAUUCACGCUAUUAGAAGGAAGAAUCUUCAAUUACAAAACUUUCGUCACAUAAAACAAAUAUAUGUGUUACAUAAAUUAAUAGUGAAAAAAAAUUUUCCAAGUGUUUUCUUGCAAAUAAGUGGCAAUGGCUAAGAAAAUAUAUAAAUUAUAUAUCUAUAUAUAAUUAAUUGCAAAUGUUAUUAGAGUAUUUUAGUGAUUGGAAGUAAUAGUUGGGAAAGAAUAUUAUAAAUCAUAAUAGCAAUAGUGAGAAGUUUGAAAAUAAAAAUAAAAAGGUGGAGGUGCUUCUGGCGAAAGAGGAAGAGACGGAAAGAAGGUGAUUGAGGUAGAAUGGGAAAAAACCUAAGGACGGGAAAUGAACUCAGGACAAGAUGAGGAGAAUCGAUUGGUGAUAUCACUUGAGCCACGUUCGAUUCUGGCUCGAGACACAACUAAGACAACAGAGAGAGAUGUCUACUGAUGAAACGGUCGCCCUGUUGUCCGGCGACAACGAGACCAUUUUAGAACUUGAUAACGAGAUUCUUGACGUUACCAAUGUCACCGAAGAACGCUAUGAUGUCACAUACGUUAUGCCAAAUACUUCGUCCAUGUUUGAGGUCAACGCCACCACUGAAAUUGACUCUUUCUACUUUUACGAGACAGAACAAUUUACAUUACUGUGGUUAUUAUUUAUUGUGAUAGUUGUUGGUAAUCUCUCAGUGCUGGUGGGUCUGUUAAUAGGAAAGCGACGAAAAUCACGAAUGGACUUUUUUAUUAAGCAACUGGCCAUCGCUGAUUUACUCGUCGGUUUAAUUUCAGUACUGACGGACAUUGUGUGGCGAGUUACGAUAAUAUGGCAUGCAGGCAACAUCGCUUGUAAGCUCAUCAAAUUUUUUCAAGUGGUUGUGACGUACAGUUCAACUUAUGUGUUGGUUGCACUCUCGAUUGACAGAUACGAUGCCAUUACCCGGCCGAUGAAUUUUUCCGGAAGCUGGUGGAGAGCAAGAGCUCUAGUUGCAUCUGCUUGGGGAUUAUCUGUGGUAUUUAGUAUUCCAAUUAUUUUUCUUUAUGAAGAAAAGCUUAUUCAGGAAAAAAAACAAUGUUGGAUAGACUUAGGCUCGCCUAUAAAUUGGCAAAUUUACAUGAGUAUAGUUAGUUUCACAUUAUUUAUAGCACCUACUGUAAUUAUUUGUGGUUGUUACUUGGUAAUCGUAACAACAAUUUGGACACAAAGCAGCGCGUUACGUCAGAGCCCGAUGCGCGAUGACAGACGGGCAUCAUCUAGGGGAUUAAUACCUCGGGCUAAGAUCAAAAGUGUGAAAAUGACAUUCGUUAUUGUUUUCGUUUUUGUUUUAUGUUGGAGUCCAUAUAUUGUGUUCGAUUUACUUCAAGUAUAUGGCUAUGUACCAAAAACACAAACCAACAUUGCAGUGGCAACAUUUAUUCAAAGUUUGGCACCAUUGAAUUCAGCAGCGAAUCCAAUAAUAUACUGUCUCUUCAGUACACCAUUUUGCAAGAACGUACGAAACAUGCAGGCGGUUUCCUGGGUUUCGGGACGGUGCUGUCCGUGUUCAUAUAAUUGCUUUAGCGCCAGUAAUAUUCGGAGGGGCACGACGAGAACGACAACAGUUACAACAUCAUUGACUGCUCAUUCGUCAAGAAGAAGUGGACAUAUUUCUAUGCUUCAUUCAGCGUCUAAGAAACACGUCAUGGUAUCCUUUGUCUAAAUUAUAUGAAUAGUAUUAUAUAAAUAAAUAUAUAUGAAUAUACCCUGAAACGUCGAUUAAAUAUGUAUAAAAAUCGUAAUAUCAAUUUAUAAAUCAACUGUCUUUAUAAAAUCAUCUUCGAAAAAUUUCAUUGUGAUUCUUGAUUAUAUAGGGGACGGGGUGGGCAAAACGGGCUACCCCUAAACUUUUAUAAAAAAAAAAUUAUAUUUUUCAAACAUUCCGAAAUCACUUUUGUAAAUAUAAUUGAGCAUUAUUUUGAAUUUUUUUUUGUUAAACUUUUUCAAAAAUCGAGUGUCAGUCGCAAAAUGUUAAUGACUUUUGUGUUACGAUAAGAACUAUAUUCAAAAAUUUCUUUUUUUCCUAAUGUAUGCAAUAAUUAUGUAUACAGUUAAAAAUAUUGUGUUUUUGUGUAUAAAAAUUCAAUAGUUAAAUAUUUUGUGUCAAUUAUUUGACACCACGUGUAAAUUUAACUAAAGUUGAAUGUGUUAUCUGAUCUCAUCAAGUUUUAAACCGGUGUUAUUUUUGGACAGAAGUAUAACGUGUUAAAUUAACACAAAAAAUUGAGUGGACCGUUUGGUGGGACAUGUGAUUUGUGUUAAAUUUAACAAAAAUUUCAAACUGUGUAAAAAGAUUUAACGUAUUUGAAUCCUCGAAAACUUAAUAAUGCCCCUUCCUCCCCAAUAUAUAUACAUUUUUUUUUAAUUUAAAACAAAAACCAAUAAUAUAACGAAUUGAUUUAUUUAAAUCAAUAUAGAUUAAUUAAAUCAGAUUUUAUUUAGAGAAUAUAAUUACUGCUCUUAUGUGUACAAUACAAAUUAUAUAAUCUCUACUGCAACUGAAUUAAAUUAAUUUUAUAUAAUUUAUAUAAUUGGGUCUAAUGAAUUUAUUUGAAUCCAUUACUUUCAAUUAAUUUAAUUCUUUUUUUUUUUAAAGAGAAAAUAAAAACAUGAUACUUAAAAAUAUUUAAUUGUUGUACCUUUAAUAUACAAUACGUAAUAUCACUACCAGUAUUUUUAAAUUUAAACUACUUUAAUAUAUUGUAUAGCAUUGUUCAUUUUAUUACAAGUACAAAAAUAAUAAUCAUUGUAAUCAAAAUAAAAGUGGAAAAAUAAUACGCUCAAAGUAUAAAUGUAAAUAAUAUAAAUAACGUUUAAAAUGAUAUGUCAUAUUAAUAGAGCUAAUGUUUGUUGUAAAAUAAUAUUAACUAAUUGUUUUUUAAACAGUGAAUUAUGAAACGAUUAAUUAAAAUUUGAAUUACGAUUUAAUUAUUGCAUGGUAAUAUAUAAUGAAUUAUGACAUCAAUUAUUUACUAUCAAUAUUGUCGUGUAAUUGAAAAUAUUAUUUGUUAUUUAUUUGUAAAUUAAAAUGUAUGUACAUUUAAGGAUAAAUAGCAUAGAUAUUUGUUAUGUACCUGGAUAU
Molecule: messenger RNA, 3633 nt
Organism: Microplitis mediator
Lineage: Eukaryota; Metazoa; Arthropoda; Insecta; Hymenoptera; Braconidae
Gene: CCAP-R
Product: cardioacceleratory peptide receptor-like
Exons: 8
Coding region: 958-2214 (418 amino acids)
Biological process (GO): G protein-coupled receptor signaling pathway
Cellular component (GO): membrane
Molecular function (GO): vasopressin receptor activity
Source: RefSeq, a predicted model, not a curated record